CGCCUACGUAUGUAUCAAAUGUCUCAAAAUAACCAAAAUAAGGCCCGGCACUCUCACCCAUAAAUAUCUCAGCCGGCUUUAUGUAAUUCACAUCAUGGAACAUUGAAUAUUUACCUUCUUUCCUCUACAAAUAAUAAAUAAAUAAUUAUCUAGUCAAUAAUUAUUUAUUUCUAUUACAUAUACACACACUUUAAUUAAACAAUUAAAUCAUAUCACAAUGGCGUACGUUCUCUCCAGUGUGCAAAAUACCACGACCGAACUCUGUUCCAGUCUUGUCCAUCAAAUCCAUCAUUUAAACGAUUACCAUUUCAAAUGUUGUCUCAUCAAGACGACGGCAACGGUUAUAGGGGGAAUUGGUGCCAUAACUUUGAUGGCGGCUCCUUUUACCAAGGGGGGAAUCUCCAUGUUGUCAUGUGUUGCUGUCGGCAGUGCUGGGACACUUUUAGGCGUUGGGAUCAACGUGGCGACGGAUUUCGUCAUAAGUAAACAAAGUUCCGUCUUCCUCUCGCAAGUCCAAGAGUACAGCAAGCUGUCGAAUACAUCAACCGGCGACACUACAGACUUGAAGCGAAUCAAAGCCUUGUCAUUUGCCGAUCCAACCCUACUUCUCCAAAUGGUAGGGAUUGGAGGCCCCUUAAAUGAAUUGCGGAUUCUAUCCCACGCCGCCAAACUUGUCCAAGUCCACGCCCUCAUGGUCAGAAUGUUCUUGCUGAAUAUGAAUCUCCUCAUAAAGGUGGCUUAUUACAAGACGGGGGGUCAAUUUUACAAAGUUUUAAACUCGGCAACGUCACAUACGGUGAAUGAGACGCUGAAAUGGGUCGCCGUGGGGGCAACAGUGGUCGUCGUCCUGGUUGAUUUCUCCCUCAUUUUAAACGAGUGGCAGAGUGAAAGCACGGCCGUGUCAUGUGGGGAGAAAAUUGUUGAGGAGAUCAAACAAGGGCCAGUUGGUCAGAUUGUGCAACAAGAGCAGCAGAUAAUCCAAGAUGCACAACCUGUCAAUGAGGGAGAAGACUGAGAAGAGUCAAACUAAUGAUUUUGUGGGAAGAAAAUGUCCAGUCCUUUGUAGUACUUUGAUUACCUGAUUUACCUGAAGUAGGAAAAUUGACUUGUACUUGAUGCGCAUAUUAUGUAAGUCUGAUGUUUCAAUAAAUUGUAUCUGAUGAAAA
Folsomia candida is the source of this 1166-nucleotide messenger RNA. RefSeq lists its product as uncharacterized. NCBI's taxonomy places the organism in Eukaryota, Metazoa, Arthropoda, Collembola, Entomobryomorpha, Isotomidae. The record is from RefSeq and is a predicted model, not a curated record. Bases 218 to 1015 code for a protein of 265 amino acids. The transcript has 3 exons.